AUGGCCAACAUCAUGACUUUCAGCGUCCCUUAUGCUCUUCUCUAUGCCCUUGGGGCCAUAGUACUGGGCACUGCCGCCAUCACACUCGUCCUGCACCUCAUCGACUUCGACAUCGAGCAUUGCAUGAGUACAAAACAAGGCGUGGCUAUCCAGAACAUCUUCAAUCCUCUGUACGAACGCCUUCUUCAAGCAGUAUCCGUAUCAGAACAGCUCGCUACCACGACACCUUCCAGUCCUACCGUGUCAUAUCGAGGCUACCUCGAGACACUCCCUCGCCGGACCGGUUCGCGCCCCAUCAUCACUGGCGUCAGUAGCCCUCGUCAAACCACACAACUUCCACCAACGGAGAAGCAAGUCACCGCCAGACUACGCGAGGUCAUCACCAAUGUCUCCGCUCGCUAUCCGUCAGCGACAUACCUCGGCCGCUCGACAUUUGAGUCCGAGCCAACGAGUCCCAUCACCCUCUACGCACGUCACCGCGUGUUCGACAAGACACAAUACUACGGCGAAAUCCUCAAGGCCAAUAAAGCGGAUGGCUUGAUCGAGUGUACUCUCCAUCCCAGCGACGUCAGGACCGUGAUCGAAACGGGAUGGGCCCAGAGACAUCCGCUGUCGACCCGGCUUGCAUCUUGGCUUGUGCGGGUACGAGGUGGAUGCACGGCCGCGCCAACCCCAGCGUCACAGGUCCUGCUGUAUGCUCCGCGAGACCAGGCUGAUCUCGAGGUCAUUGGACAAGUCGUCAACGCUGCGGUCUGGUGGGUUGGCGGUAUCGAUUCUAGGCUGGACGAUGAAUCCUCCUGA
Exophiala viscosa is the source of this 801-nucleotide messenger RNA. RefSeq lists its product as uncharacterized. The transcript has a single exon. The coding region runs from base 1 to 801 and encodes 266 amino acids. The record is from RefSeq and is a predicted model, not a curated record. NCBI's taxonomy places the organism in Eukaryota, Fungi, Ascomycota, Eurotiomycetes, Chaetothyriales, Herpotrichiellaceae.